GCAGGAAGUUCCUGCCUCUACCAAUGUUGUGGUUGUUUGCGUGUUCAUUAUUUACUAGCUACAGUAGGUGGGCAAGUUCAAGUAUUUGUAUUUUGUGUAAAGAUCAGUAGACUGUAAGUUCCAUGGCGAGUCCAGAGACACCAGGAGAUGAGAGUAGGGAGCUGGGGGCCGGGGCUGCAGGGGUAAGCUGUUCAGGAACGCCUACCAAGCCUGGACCCUCAGGUGCCAACAUAGACUCCCAGCUACAAGAUGCCGUCCAUUUAAAAACGGAGGGGAACAAAUUCUACAAAGAGAAAAACCUUCGGUCUGCAAUUGGACGUUACCACCGUUCGUUGCUCAUUCUGCGUAGUUUAGACUCUGAUGUCACUGCGGCAGUGAAGGGGUUUGGUCCUGAGGCUCCUGUACUCACCACAGGACAAGAAGAACUACUUAGGAACACACAGAUUGACUGCUACAACAAUUUAGCAGCCUGUCUGCUGCAGAGGGAGUGUGUCGACUACACGCGUGUCCAGGAGUACAGCUUGCGGGUGUUGCAGUUGCGGCCAGGUGACAUCAAGGCCCUGUACAGAGCAGGAGUGGCCACUCUGGAGCUGGGAGACUCACAGAGCGCCAAGCAAUACCUCACUCAGGCCAGCAAAGGACAACCCAAUGACACUAAUGUGAGGAGGCACCUGCAGCGAGCGGAGGAGAGGCUGAGCACGGAGUACCAGAAGGAGAAGGCUCUGUACCGGGGCAUGUUCUCCUCCAGUCAGGGAGCCGGGGAGGGGGCCAGCGGAGGUGUCACCCAGAAUUAAGUUCCCAUCAGGAGGGAUGUUCUGUUGUUCUGACCCUGACUGAGGAUUGAGAAGAGCACUGGAGAAGAAAGAAGAACCAAGCCUGGACUGGACACCUGAGAAGAGUUACAGCACAUUUCAGGGAAUCGGCCUGAGUAAGGUGCUGCGCAGGUUUGCUAAUAUGGAUCACAUAAUGACUAGUUAUUUACGAGGCAAGAUUAUUCAUUUUUUAUAGAUCAUUGAUUCUGUGCAGAGCCUUGAUCAGGCUGAUCCUAUUGAAUAGCCUGUUAUGCUAUAGAGAAUAUUUGUGCCUGAUGACCAACAAGGAGAUGGAGCUAAAUUGUUGGAGGUUCAGCAUAAGGGUUGAAGGUCAAAGCGAGGGAGCUACAGAGAGACUAUUUGUGCACUUUUCAAACUCAGUCCUGUUAUGCCUUCUGAAAGUGGUUGUUUCUGGUCACAUAAUCAGUCGUGUUUCUUUUUGUGUACAAAAUGUUUUGAUUAAACUUAAUAAAUAUUUUUUGAAAUUA
Molecule: messenger RNA, 1300 nt
Organism: Salvelinus namaycush (lake trout)
Lineage: Eukaryota; Metazoa; Chordata; Actinopteri; Salmoniformes; Salmonidae
Gene: ttc9c
Product: tetratricopeptide repeat domain 9C
Exons: 4
Coding region: 123-794 (223 amino acids)
Molecular function (GO): protein binding
Source: RefSeq, a predicted model, not a curated record